This is a messenger RNA of Odontomachus brunneus, 1446 nucleotides long. RefSeq names its product aprataxin and PNK-like factor. Gene Ontology annotation, cellular component: site of double-strand break; nucleus. The record is from RefSeq and is a predicted model, not a curated record. Gene Ontology annotation, molecular function: 3'-5' exonuclease activity; DNA-(apurinic or apyrimidinic site) endonuclease activity. Lineage: Eukaryota; Metazoa; Arthropoda; Insecta; Hymenoptera; Formicidae. Gene Ontology annotation, biological process: double-strand break repair. The transcript has 6 exons. Bases 1 to 1239 code for a protein of 412 amino acids.
AUGAAGAAGACAUUGCAGAUAGUGCGGGUGGAUCAUAAUCUGGUGCAAAAGGCGAAUUUGCAGAUCGGCAACAACAUCAUCGGUCGAGGCGCCGCGACGGGAUUAUUGUUAUCACAGAGCAACGACGAGCAAGUGUUUAAACACGCCCUGAUCAUCAAUCUGUCACCUGAUGAUGAAAUGACGAUUACUCCGAUGGUGCCAUGUUACAUGAAAAUCUCUGGAUGCAUACGAUGGCAGUCUCUUAAAUUGGGAAGCAGCACACCGAUAAAGCCAGGUGACGUAUGCUCUUUGCUGCCUGACAAAUGUUGGUUUAAGAUCAUCUCUGUGCCAGAAACGAUGGAAAAGAACGAUCAGACGUUAAAGAGAAAAAUUGACGAAGAUUCAAACGAUGAAGUAGAGGUUAAGAAAGUGUGCCUGUCGUUCAGUGAACAGGAAGCUGCUGUAUCUCCUGCUGAAACUUUAAAUGAUUUCCUCAAUGGUAGGAAAUCUCCAGCUGAGUAUUCAAAUCCUACCAUUAAUGGAAACAAUGAGUGCGAUGCAUCUGUGCCAAUCUUGCAGGAAAUCUACUCCUCAAGCUGCCUUGAGGGAAACGACAUAUCUGCCACAUGCUCCAAAAUGUCGUCAGAUCCCCAAGAUGUAGCUGAAUCUUCCACUGAGUGUGAAAGCAAUACGAAGCAGGAAAAGAAGAACAUCAACUUGAUGAAUAAAGUUGCAACAAGUACCAAAUCAGAGGAGAAAACCAAGUGGGAUCACGAUGCUCACUCGAGCGAUCAGGUCGAAGCAGCUCCGCCAAUUAAAGACAAAUCCCGAUCGCCUGUUGCUUCGCAUCGAAAUCAAGCGAGUGUCUCGAAUCACGAGAAUCCUGAAGUUCCCAAGAGGGAGAAAUGCAAGUACGGUGCUCGAUGUUACCGGAAGAAUCCCAACCACAAGAAUAACUACAGUCAUCCUGGUGAUGCCGAUUACGACAAAGUGGACGAUCGGGAGGAGUGUCCGUACGGCGUGAAGUGUUACCGAAAAAAUCCACAGCACAAAGCGCAAUUCAAACACACAAACGUGCCUCGCCGUCUCUGCAGAACUGCCGCCUCUGGGCAACCGGUUGCGGACACCGAGACAGACGCGUCGUCUGUAGAAUCCGUCGACGAGUCUGAUUACGAGCCAUCUUUUUACACAGACAGCUCAGACACGAAGAGCGACUCGGAGGACAGCAGGAGCGAGUGGGAGGACGGCACGACUGGCUAACGAAAAUAACUUUCUUGCUUUCGCCGUCAUUGAUCGUUAUAUGAUCGAAAGCGUAGAAAUGAGAUGAGUCUAUCUUUAGUAGUUUAAUACAGAUUUAUUUUCUUAAGAAAUAUUUAUUUUUGUAUUUGAACUAAUGUAUGUACCUGCAACUUAUUCGCUUAAUCUUUAAACAGAAAAAUAUAAAAGCAUUAAUUAUAUAUUAUAUUA